CAAGUGGAACUAGGAUGAGCAUCCAAUUAGCCUACCGAUCCAUAGUUCAUCCUAGAGGCAUAGUGGAAGACCUCCUAGUUAAGGUAGACAGAUUCUUUUAUCCUGCAGAUUUUGUUGUCUUAGACAUCAAUGAGGACGCAGAAGUGCCUCUUUUACUAGGUAGGCCUUUCCUAGCCACCGACAAGGCCAUUAUUGAUGUGCAUAUUGGGACCCUAGUUUUAAGAGGUGGUGAGGAGCAGAUAACUUUUUCCAUUGCUAAUAACUUGACUGCUCUCUCGCCUAUGCAUGUUUUAUCUCACCAGGUGCACGAGUCUGUCGUGUAUCCUUUUGUGUCUCACGUUUUGCAGGGCUUCGCACCCAUCCCUUCUCCGCCCCGCUAUAGAACAAACAGCUAGAGGAGGAGUGGCAGCCAAAGCUGCAGGCGUUUGCACCCUUGUUUUUUAACCGUUUUGGCUCGAAUUUGUGUUUCCUUGGCCUAUUUUACGCUGGGUUGUGCUCUUUUGUCACAUUCCAUGUCCUAGUCGUCAAAUGAAGGUCUAGGCAUGAGUUUCGCGUCGUUUGGAGGUGUCAUUCGACAAAGCUGGAGCAAAACACAGGCAGCUUUCCCUAAGAACACAAAACUGUGUUUCACCUGGGCCACGCUAGUGCUUUUUAGUGUGAAGGUGAUAUCAAGACAGGGGAAGAACACGGGCUGCGUUUUCCAAAACAUGGUUGUGUGCAUAGAAGGACCUUGGUCAUGUUUAUUAUGCCGAAGGUUGGUUCGUGGGAGCUGCAGAAGAAUUCAAAACAUGGGCGAGUAUAGGCAAAAACACGACCAUGUUCAUCACAGGGCAAGACCGUGUUUCAUGGAUGCGGGCGUGUAAUCGCCGUCCUCAGCUUAAGUUUCCUACGUGACGAAUUCAAAACCCGAGCGGAGUAAGAAGAACACGGUCGUGUCCUUGCCCGUGUUAAACAGGCUGUUUCGAGCCAAAGAGAGGGGAAUUGAGUUUUCAAAGCAAAAACAAAGUUUUAGAGAGAGAAAUGACGAAGAACAAACCCUAAGAUCGAUUUUGACGAUAGGUUUCACCAUUCAAUCUUGGAUUUCGACCUUGGAGUGAAGAUUUAUAUCACAGAGCUUAUCAUAUACAUCAUUAUGAGCAUGAUUUCUCUGAUUUAUGUUUCCAUCUCUCUCUAUGGAGUAAACCUUUCUCUCACUUGGGUAUGAAAAACACUAGUUCCAUGUGUUAGGAAUCUUGAUUGUAAUGAAUUUUGGGAUGAUAUACUGAUUGGUUUUAACCGAUUGAAGUGUGUUUAUUGACUCAAUUGAAUCAUGACCAACUUCUCUUGAUAUCUGCUUCGGCCUAUGAUAGAUAAAAUAUGAUUAGGUUGUUAGAGCUUCUUCAAUUGAUCGGAGUGAAUUGAUUGUACGAUAUUCAGUCAAUUCACUGCUUUGUACUGGAAUCCAAUUCCAGUAGUGGAGUUCUGUGUCAAUCGCCUUAGCAGUCUAUUCCAGUGAAGGCUAGUCGCCUACCAGGUAUUCUAUCUUAAGAAGGUUUGAUCAGCUUAAGAUAUUUCAAGCUAUUUUCGGAUUUUCCGCAGUCUAAUCAACAUUAAUCAAGCAUAGGGAAUUACAACUUGAACCUAACUGAGGAGCUAAGGGGACUCAAUCCCGAGUGACUCUUCUUCUGCUAAGUAAACCGAACAAUUUAAUGCUUUCUUUCUGCUUUAUAUUAGAAUUACAAUUACUCAACUCUUAUUGCCAGAUAAUAGAAGUUCACGGUGUAGAAAGUAGAUCUAGACCCUGGGCUGAUAAAUAAAGCUUACCGACUAUUCUGCAUUUCCAUUCUACGACUGCGCUUGGUCGUAGUUUGGUGUUGUGUCGUAGCGAGUCAGUGGAGGGGAGGAGAGCAUCCAAUUAGCCUACUAAUUCAUAGUUCAUCCUAGAGGCAUAGUGGAAGACCUCCUAGUUAAGGUAGACAAAUUCUUUUAUCCUGUGGAUUUUGUUGUAUUAGACAUCAAUGAGGACGCAAAAGUGCCUCUUAUACUAGGGAGGCCUUUCCUGGCCACCGACAAGGCCAUUAUUGAUGUGCAUAAUGGAACCCUAGUUUUAAGAGAUGGCGAGGAGCAGCUAACUUUUUCCAUUGCUAAUAACUUGACUGCUCUCUCGCAUAUGCAUGCUUUAUCUCACUAGUUGCACGAGUCUGUCGUGUAUCCUUUUGUGUCUCACGUUUUGUAGGGCUUCUCAUCCAUCCCUUAUCCGCCACUCCCGCUCUCCCCGCUAUAGAACAAACAGCUAGAGGAGGA
Molecule: messenger RNA, 2283 nt
Organism: Linum trigynum
Lineage: Eukaryota; Viridiplantae; Streptophyta; Magnoliopsida; Malpighiales; Linaceae
Source: the annotation of a GenBank genome assembly